UCCGAGGCAACGAGUGCCAGUCAAAACAGCUAAAAGGAAGAUGGCAAGAAUAUUGUUGCUUUUUCUCCCAGGUCUCGUAGCUGUAUGUUCGGGGAGUGGGGUAUUUAUGGACAGACUUGCUUCCAAGAAGCUGUGUGCGGAUGACGAGUGUGUCUAUACUAUUUCUCUGGCUAGAGUCCAAGAAGAUUACAAUGCCCCAGACUGCAGAUUCAUUAACAUUAAAAAAGGGCAGCAGAUCUACAUUUACUCAAAGCUGGUCAAAGAAAACGAAGCUGGAGAAUUCUGGGCUGGCAGUGUCUACGGUGACAAGCAGGCCGAGAUGGGAAUCGUGGGUUAUUUCCCCAGCAGCUUGGUUAAGGAGCAACAUGUGUACCAGGAAGCCACCAAGGAAGUCCCCACCACGGAUAUUGAUUUCUUCUGUGAAUAAGAAACUA
Messenger RNA from Octodon degus (degu), 434 nucleotides. RefSeq names its product otoraplin (gene Otor). Gene Ontology annotation, biological process: cartilage condensation. The coding region runs from base 41 to 427 and encodes 128 amino acids. The transcript is spliced from 4 exons. The record is from RefSeq and is a predicted model, not a curated record. Lineage: Eukaryota; Metazoa; Chordata; Mammalia; Rodentia; Octodontidae. Gene Ontology annotation, molecular function: protein binding.